UUUCCUUUGAGAAAUAAUUAGACAAAAGCAUUUUGGGUUUUUAAGACUCGCUCUUUUCAUUUUCAGAAGUCGAGAAGGCUGCAUCCAGCGAUGUUUUUCACUACAUCCGUGGUUUUGCUCGUCCUUCUUGUACCAUUUUGCAGCGGCAACUUCCACACGAGAAGAAUAUCUUCAGAAACAGCGCUGUUAAAGUUGGUUUGUUCACGUCAACCAAUCGUCGCCCUCGUUGGGGAUGAUGUCAUUCUACCAUGUCGCCUUGAUCCGGUCGUCAGUGCUGAUUCCAUGACGGUGGUGUGGACCAGACCUGGUUUGGACCCAAAGUACAUCCACGUUCACCAAGAUGGACAACUGUUGAACAGGAGUCAAAAUCUGUCUUAUUAUUUCCGCACAAGAGUUUUUGUGGAUGAGCUGACGUAUGGAAAUGUCUCCGUGAGCAUCUUCAAAGCCAGAGUUUCUGAUGAAGGCCAGUACUGGUGUUCCAUUCCCUCCAUACAGAAGGAAGCUUCCGUCCAGCUCAUUGUUGGUUCAGUCUCGGCACCGGUCGUAGAGGUCACUUCGAGUAACAGAGGAAAGAUGGUGCUGCAGUGUGAGUCUGCAGGCUGGUUUACUGUCACGAUUGAACAAACCCCGACUCAAAUACAUUCAGAGACGUGGUCGUAA
This is a messenger RNA of Stegastes partitus (bicolor damselfish), 660 nucleotides long. Its product is annotated as butyrophilin subfamily 3 member A2-like. The transcript has 4 exons. Gene Ontology annotation, cellular component: external side of plasma membrane. Gene Ontology annotation, biological process: regulation of cytokine production; T cell receptor signaling pathway. Gene Ontology annotation, molecular function: signaling receptor binding. The record is from RefSeq and is a predicted model, not a curated record. Lineage: Eukaryota; Metazoa; Chordata; Actinopteri; Pomacentridae. The coding region runs from base 91 to 660 and encodes 189 amino acids.